Molecule: messenger RNA, 1704 nt
Organism: Anopheles darlingi
Lineage: Eukaryota; Metazoa; Arthropoda; Insecta; Diptera; Culicidae
Gene: Dbp21E2
Product: probable ATP-dependent RNA helicase DDX28
Exons: 1
Coding region: 129-1667 (512 amino acids)
Molecular function (GO): ATP binding; nucleic acid binding
Source: RefSeq, a predicted model, not a curated record
GUUUAUCGUACCGAUAAGAAAUUCUUUAAUUAAUCGCACGGAUAAUCUCGAACCAAAAAACACGUAUAGUGUGAAUCCACCUUCACACUUUUGACAGUUGCAACAAUAACAAACGGGAAUCCAGAAAAAUGUUCCAACUUUCCCGGAUAUUCCGGAUAUCUCUCGUUUGCCGGACACAUUUUUCGACGGCAGUACGACCAGCGACCAGCACCGCCCCGAUACCGAUAGUGACCUGUAAAAGGCAGCAGUUCAACCUCUACCUGCACGAGCUGCCAUCCGAUGCGGAACGACUCAAGCUCGGCUCGGUUCCGCUGGCGACCGACGGCUGGCGGCACCGGAAGUCCAGCGGAGAUUACUUCAUCAUCCAUCCGGCACAGAAAGCACACGAGACCUACGGUUUGAGUGAGCGCACGUUCCAGCAACUGGGCAUCCGAGAUGCGCUGGUGAGCAAUUUAAACCGACAGCACGUGUUCUCGCCAACCCACUAUCAGGUAGAGGGCAUUCAGACGGUCCUGGAUGGCGGUCACACGUUGCUGGCCGCCGAGACGGGAUGUGGCAAAACCUACACGUACCUGCUCCCGGUGAUGGAGCAAAUAUUGCGCCGGAAACUGAACGAAAAAGAGCGUGAAUUCAAUACCCCACUCAUGCUGAUCAUCACACCGGGAAGGGAACUGGCGCAGCAGAUCGGUAAAGUGGCGACGGAGCUGGGAGAAGGUCUGAACAUCAAGGUGCGCGUUAUCCUCGGCGGACGUACAAAACAGCACAUGCUAAACCCAUCGUUUGAGGACGUGGACAUACUGGUGGCAAGCUUCGGUGCGGUCAGUAAGCUCGUAACCAGCGGUAUCUAUCGCAUGGAGGAGGUGCGGUUCGUGGCUCUGGAUGAAGCCGAUACACUACUGGAUGAUAGCUUCAAUGAAAAGCUGGUGCACUUGAUGCGACGAUUCCCGUUUCACAAGAACCACCUACAGGAUUUAGGAGAGAACGUGCAGGGAACACAGCUUAUCCUCGCCGCGGCCACCAUGCCGGCAAAUAUGGACGAGCAGCUGUCGAAGCUGGUGAAUGUGGCCACUAUCGAGCAGGUGACGAGCCCGAACCUGCACCGCUUGAUGGGCCACGUAACGCAACGGUUUAUGCGCGUUCGCAAAACCGAUCGGCCGGAGAUUCUGCUUAAUCUUGUGCAGCAGGACCAGAAGCGCCGGAUACCGACGAUCAUUUUCAGCAACAAAACACCUGCCUGUGACUUUGUGUCGCUCUUCCUCAAUGAUAAUGGAUGCCCCUGUGUGAAUCUGAACGGCGACAUGAUCGUGAAGCUGCGCUUGGGACAGUUUGAAAAGUUCCAGCAAGGUGAAGUGAAUGUGUUAUCCACGACGGAUGUCGCUAGUAGAGGGCUGAACACGGUCCGUGCUGCUCAUGUAAUUAACUUCGACUUUCCACUGUACACCGCCGACUAUAUUCAUCGUGCGGGGCGAAUAGGAAGGAUCGGCAGCCGGAAUGAUUGUUUGGUAACGAAUUUGAUAUCAAGUCAGGCAGAGAUUGCAUCAGUUCAGCGGCUGGAACAUGCGGCACGGACCACGAACGUGCUGCGAAACGUGGAUGCGAACGUUAAAGGCAUCAUUCGGCGAACGAUUCAAAAGCAUAUUGAUGCCGCCGCGAAGUUGGAAAUGUAAGGCAAUGUAAAAUAAAUAGCGAGUCAAAGUGGUUGUA